UUUUUAUUUCUCCAACGGUUUCGUAUGAUGUGAACAAUUAGGAAUAAAAGAUUGCAAGUACUCUUUGCAUCCCCAUAUAUGAAAUGAAAGUCAAGGAUUUCAUGUAAAACAAUAUCAGGACACCUCAGCAAGACACGAUUCCCAGGACGCCAUUGAAUCCCCACCCUUGUAGAAGAGGUUUACAAGCUAAAUUCAAGAUAUAAUCCCUUAACUUUCCACUUCAAUUAAGUAAAUUCCUUUGCAAAGGAGAAAAAAAAUUAAAAACAAUGUCUGUCCGAAAGGAGUAUCUUGAUUUGGUUUUGGUCCCUGGUGGGCUGCUGAUCAUGUUUGCUUACCAUCUAAUCCUCUUCUACAGAUACCUGCAUCGCCCUCACACCACCGUUAUUGGCUUUGAAAACAAUGACAAAGAAGCUUGGGUUGAAAGAAUUAUGGAGGCUGACAAGAAAGAUGUCAGUAAUGCAUUGACUGUGAUCGGGUCCAACACAUCGGCUGCGACUUUCUUGUGCUCAGUCUGUUUGACUCUCAGCUCCCUGAUCGGAGCCUGGCUUGGAAGUUCUUCAGAUAAUAUCUUUCAAAGUAAUUUAAUAUAUGGGGACACGAGGCCAUCCACCAUUUCCAUCAAGUAUAUUUGCCUUCUGACCUGUUUUCUGCUUGCUUUUUCAUGCUUCGUUCAAUCAGCCAGGAACUUUGUCCAUGCAAACUAUCUAAUAACCACACCAAACUGUGAGGUACCAGUCGAAUCUGUGAAAAUAGCUGUUCUCAGGGGAGGUGAUUUUUGGUCGCUCGGGCUUAGAGCACUGUAUUUCGCUCUUGAUUUGCUUCUCUGGUUUUUUGGUCCGAUUCCAAUGUUUGUUUCUUCUAUAGUCAUGGUAUUCAUCCUCCAUUACCUUGAUACCAACACGAAACCAAUGCACCGUUAUCGAAAUCCAACCACUCAGAAGAAGGUCACUGCUAGAAGUUCAGUUGUCUAGUAUAGGAUUUAAUUUUCAGUUCCAGGAAUUUGGAGAAAGCAUCCAACAUUCUUUUUUCACAUAUGUAAUCAUUGAUUGUUUGAAGUGAACCAACACAAGAGCUGAAGCAACUACUUGUAUUGCACA
Theobroma cacao (cacao) is the source of this 1097-nucleotide messenger RNA. Its product is annotated as spastin, putative (Protein of unknown function, DUF599). The record is from RefSeq and is a predicted model, not a curated record. NCBI's taxonomy places the organism in Eukaryota, Viridiplantae, Streptophyta, Magnoliopsida, Malvales, Malvaceae.